AUGCAGAGACACAGAGACCCAGAGACCCAGAGACCCAGAGACGCAGAGACGCAGAGACGCAGAGACGCAGAGAAGCAGAGACGCAGAGAAGCAGAGACGCAGAGACGCAGAGACGCAGAGACGCAGAGAAGCAGAGAAGCAGAGACUCAGAGACGCAGAGACAGACCCAGAGACCCAGAGACGCAGAGACGCAGAGAACCGGAGACGCAGAGACACAGAGACCCAGAGACCCAGAGACCCAGAGACGCAGAGACGCAGAGACGCAGAGACGCAGAGAAGCAGAGACUCAGAGACGCAGAGACGCAGAGACGCAGAGACGCAGAGAAGCAGAGAAGCAGAGACUCAGAGACGCAGAGACGCAGAGACAGACACAGAGACCCAGAGACCCAGAGACCCAGAGACGCAGAGACGCAGAGACGCAGAGACGCAGAGAAGCAGAGACGCAGAGAAGCAGAGACUCAGAGACGCAGAGACACAGAGACGCAGAGACGCAGAGAAGCAGAGACUCAGAGACGCAGAGACCGUGGAGAGUAA
Messenger RNA from Salvelinus fontinalis (brook trout), 534 nucleotides. Its product is annotated as octapeptide-repeat protein T2-like. Bases 1 to 534 code for a protein of 177 amino acids. The record is from RefSeq and is a predicted model, not a curated record. NCBI's taxonomy places the organism in Eukaryota, Metazoa, Chordata, Actinopteri, Salmoniformes, Salmonidae. The transcript is spliced from 4 exons.